Messenger RNA from Ostertagia ostertagi, 939 nucleotides. The record is from the annotation of a GenBank genome assembly. Lineage: Eukaryota; Metazoa; Nematoda; Chromadorea; Rhabditida; Trichostrongylidae.
AUGAGCGAUGGAGAAGGCAAGGAAUUUAUGGUACAUUUUGCUGACGAUCGUGAUAUGGAGAAUAUCGAAGAGGAACUCGAACUCGGAGUCGGAAACGAAGGUCUCAAGAUUGGUUAUCCUCAUGACGACCGGAGCACGGAAACACCUGAGGGACGCUCGUGCAAUCCGAUACCAGAUCAAGAAAGAUUUCUUCCCAUAGCCAAUGUUGCACGUGUCAUGAAGCGAAUGAUACCGAGUAGUGGGAAGAUUGCGAAGGACGCUAAAGAGUGUGUUCAAGAAUGUGAAAAAAGAAAGACAAUAAGUGCGGAUGACCUUUUGGAAGCGAUAAACAAUAUGGGAUUCGAUAACUACGUGGCUCCUCUUCAGUUAUUUUUGGAGAGGUAUCGAGCAGCUCAUAAAUUGAGUCCUGGCUUCAGCAAUUCAAAUACUUUCUCAAGAACCUUCAGAACCUCUUCGAGUGCGGCACUCAGUCGAGAAUAUUCAUCUCGAGCUAUGAUGGCGUCAUCGCAGCCGACUUCCACGUCCACAGUAGCUACACACUCAUACCAGGCGACGACAUCAUCUCAUGGAUCACCUGACCUCGCACCGAGUACGUCGUCUUCCAACGGAGCUCCAGUUGUACUUGCCAGUGGACUUGCUGGAAUGUCUGUAACGGCAUUACAGCAACAACCUAUGCAAAUUUAUAUCGAUCCAGCAAGCAAACAGCAUUAUAUGGCAAUCGAAACUGAACAAGGAAUGCAGCUAUACCCAAUACAAAUACAAACUGAUGGCCCUGUCGCGUAUUCUUUUGCCCCGGAAGUGUCCACAGCAGUGUCGUCCAAUGCUGGCUCUGGCAAUCAGACAUUCAUAAUGAUGGCUGCGGCAGACGUGGAUGACCCACAUGCUAACACAUUGGCCGCUCAGUCAGCUUCACGAGGGCAGUCGACGGCAACGAAGUAG